AUGGCCGACGAUGCUGUCUCUGAAAAACAUGAAACCCCCGAAAAACCUCUUCCUGCGUCUUCCCCCAUCACUGUCUUUCACGACCCGAAAAACUUCACUGUCAAACACCCCCUUAUGCACCGCUGGACCCUCUGGUUCACCAAGCCACUAACUCCCGGCCAGCGUGCAAGCACCACCGAUGCCUGGGCCGACAGUCUCAAGGAGGUCAUCACGUUUGACAGUGUUGAAGAAUUCUGGGGGAUAUACAACAACAUCGCAAAGGCCUCCCAGCUUCCCCCAAAGAGCGACUACCACCUUUUCAAGACGGGUGUCCGCCCAGAGUGGGAGGACAAGCAGAACCAACGCGGAGGCCGCUGGUCGUACAAUAACAGAGACCGCCGCGCCGUCAACAUAGACGAGCUCUGGCUCCAUAUUAUGUUGGCGGCGAUUGGCGAGACGCUCGAGAACGAGGGCGACAACGAGGUGAUGGGCGUCGUUGUCAAUAUACGCAAGGGCUUUGUGCGCCUCGGCCUGUGGACGCGCUCCACGAGCAACGAGGAUGUCCUCCGUGCAAUCGGGUGUGUCCGGUGCUCCACUGAGGGCUGCUGA
Molecule: messenger RNA, 588 nt
Organism: Pneumocystis jirovecii RU7
Lineage: Eukaryota; Fungi; Ascomycota; Pneumocystomycetes; Pneumocystales; Pneumocystaceae
Exons: 3
Coding region: 1-588 (195 amino acids)
Biological process (GO): translational initiation
Cellular component (GO): cytoplasm; eukaryotic translation initiation factor 4F complex
Molecular function (GO): translation initiation factor activity; RNA 7-methylguanosine cap binding
Source: RefSeq, a predicted model, not a curated record